GUUAGGGUUUUUGCUACCUCCGCCAUGGCGGAUCCGGUGGUGAUCCAGAAGCGCAUUCGCAUCUUCAGCGAGCUACAGGCGUCGGAGCGCGCGCGCAACGAGGAACUCGGAGGCCAGCCGAUCGAUGUGACUGUGUGCAAGGAUGGGGAAGUGGUGUACCCCGGAAGAAGGCUUCUCACGACUCCACUGGACAUUGCCAGGCUAAUCUCGAAGAAGAAGGCUGCUGAUUAUGUUAUUGCGCAGGGUCGUGAUACUUUCUGGCACUCGAGUGCUCAUAUCCUUGGCGAGUCUUUAGAACAAGCGUAUGGUUGCAAGCUCUGCAUUGGUCCCUGCACGACAAGGGGAGAGGGUUUUUACUAUGAUGCUUUUUACGAAGACGGGAGAACACUCAACGAAGAGAACUUCCCGGCUGUGCAAAGCCAAGUGACGAAAGCCGUUCAGGUUCGACGAGGCAUAUGA
Selaginella moellendorffii is the source of this 459-nucleotide messenger RNA. RefSeq names its product probable threonine--tRNA ligase, cytoplasmic. The record is from RefSeq and is a predicted model, not a curated record. Lineage: Eukaryota; Viridiplantae; Streptophyta; Lycopodiopsida; Selaginellales; Selaginellaceae. The transcript is spliced from 5 exons. Gene Ontology annotation, cellular component: chloroplast; mitochondrion. Gene Ontology annotation, biological process: threonyl-tRNA aminoacylation. Gene Ontology annotation, molecular function: threonine-tRNA ligase activity; nucleotide binding. Bases 25 to 459 code for a protein of 144 amino acids.